Messenger RNA from Aplysia californica (California sea hare), 583 nucleotides. Its product is annotated as protein FAM72A. Gene Ontology annotation, cellular component: cytosol. The record is from RefSeq and is a predicted model, not a curated record. NCBI's taxonomy places the organism in Eukaryota, Metazoa, Mollusca, Gastropoda, Aplysiida, Aplysiidae.
UCCAAUCACAGAGAUUUAUUUAAUAGUUAAAGGGCAGACUAACCAAUCGGUAUGGGUGUUUGCAAACGUAAAUAGAAACACCCCACUAUCAACGGGUUUUCCCCGUAAACAGAGAGUAACAUGGCCACUGCCGUACAGAAUGUGACCGCUAAAGAAACGUGAUGCUGAUGGUAGUCUGAUCCUUUUUACUACACUUCAGGAGAAUAACAGAGUCUACAGAACAUGGUACUGACCAGCCUGCACCCCAGUUUUGGGAAGAAUUCCGUGUACCUGCUGGACUGCCGGGCGUGUGGAGAGACGGUGUGUCGCAGGGGCAUGUUGGCCGUGCUGGUGGCAGACGGGAAAACUGAACUCUUCUCUACAGACAGAUACGACAGAAGCUCUGUGGGCGUGAUUCCUGAGGUGUUCACCACAGAGAAGUGCAAGUGCAGGAUCCAGCACCUGGGCUGCUUGAGUUGUGGGUGUGUGGUGGGCUACCACGUGGUCCUGCCCUGCAGCAAGUGUCUGUCUUCCAUCAACAACGGCCAUCACUGUAUGUUUCACAGUAGCCUCGUAUCCCACUACUACCGCCUCGAUGAAGUCG